AUUUGUCUCUCCUACUGUCCUUUUACUCAAAGUCAACUUGUCUACAAUGGCUCUCCGUCUUGCUACAUCUCCCUUGGCGAUGAGCCGCUCAUCCCCAGCUAUCCGACUUGCUACAUCUCUCCGCUCCUCAACAUCGUUGAACGGUCGCAUCUAUUUCCAUGCCUCACGUAGUGCAGCUGCUGCAGCACCAGAACAGACUCCGCCUGAUGUGACUGAAGUCUACAAGCCAACUGCUUUCAAAAUCCCUCCACCUAAUUCGGUUCAUGGCUCCAAACAUUGGGACUUUGAGCGUCUUUUGAGCGCCUCUUUGGUCCCAUUGUUUGCAGUCUCUGCUAUCAAUGGCGCACACCCCAUUACGGAUGGUCUCUUGGGUGUUGUUGUUCCUAUUCAUUCCCACAUUGGUUUCGAUGCCAUGAUCACAGACUAUCUUCACCCUGGCAAGGUCGGUGUCUUUGCUAACAAAGCCAUCAGCUGGACUCUUCGCGGUGCCACUCUCCUAGUCUUGGUUGGGUGCUAUCAAUUCAAUGCCUCGGACGUUGGUUUGACCGAGUUGGUCAAGAGAGCUUGGACAGCAUAAGGCUAAAAAGUAAAAGAAGCGCGAAUCAAUCCAAUCGAAUAAAAUAAAGAGGAAAACGACUCUUUCUUUGCCA
This is a messenger RNA of Lobosporangium transversale, 650 nucleotides long. Its product is annotated as CybS-domain-containing protein. The record is from RefSeq and is a predicted model, not a curated record. The coding region runs from base 47 to 577 and encodes 176 amino acids. Gene Ontology annotation, molecular function: ubiquinone binding; heme binding. Gene Ontology annotation, cellular component: mitochondrial envelope; membrane. Gene Ontology annotation, biological process: mitochondrial electron transport, succinate to ubiquinone; tricarboxylic acid cycle. NCBI's taxonomy places the organism in Eukaryota, Fungi, Mortierellomycota, Mortierellomycetes, Mortierellales, Mortierellaceae. The transcript has 2 exons.